AUGGCUGAUCUCUUGUUUGCAUCCUCCCAUAUGGGUGCAUUAUUUCCUCAUAUCACUCCUUUGUUCACUCCUCUGUCUCAUUCCAUCCUGGUACCGGCUCGUCUGCUGCUCUGCUGUCGCACUGAUCGCUGGCUCACUUUCGACUUUCCGAUACCCGCGUCAACGGCCUUGAGCUCGCCUAUCAACGGACCCGACCAACCUGUCAUCUUCCCAACUGGACCGGAUGGUUUCUACCUGCCACGCGGAGCAAAUAAGUUGUGCUCUGACCUUCCAGGCACCUUCAUCGGGGUCGAGGAGACGCCGACUCCAUUUCGUGCA
Messenger RNA from Protopolystoma xenopodis, 318 nucleotides. NCBI's taxonomy places the organism in Eukaryota, Metazoa, Platyhelminthes, Monogenea, Polystomatidea, Polystomatidae. The record is from the annotation of a GenBank genome assembly.